This is a messenger RNA of Ixodes scapularis (black-legged tick), 1152 nucleotides long. RefSeq names its product acetylcholinesterase-1-like. The record is from RefSeq and is a predicted model, not a curated record. Gene Ontology annotation, biological process: acetylcholine catabolic process; choline metabolic process. The transcript is spliced from 5 exons. Bases 1 to 1152 code for a protein of 383 amino acids. NCBI's taxonomy places the organism in Eukaryota, Metazoa, Arthropoda, Arachnida, Ixodida, Ixodidae. Gene Ontology annotation, cellular component: plasma membrane. Gene Ontology annotation, molecular function: acetylcholinesterase activity.
AUGCACGCCCGGCUCCACCAGGUCAACAACUUCGAAGACUGCCUGCACUUGGACCUGUGGACACCUUCGCUGAAUUCCGAGACUGCCCUGAGGACGGUGCUGCUCUUCAUCCACGGCAGAAACUUCAAGUGGGGCUGGAGCGCUGAGUACAACGCGCUGGCCCUGAGCGCCCUGGGUGAACUCGUGGUCGUGGUCCCCAACUACCGGCUCCACGUCUUGGGCUUCCUGGGCGACGGCACGGACGACGCUCCGGGCAACGUGGCCCUGUACGACCAGCUGCUGGCCCUCAACUGGACCAUGAAGUACGUGCGCUACUUCGGUGGCAACAGCUCGUCCAUCGUGGUGCUCGGCUACGAGGCCGGCGCGCGUUCCCUGGGACUCCACCUGCUGUCGCCCGUCCGAAACGCCUUCCACAACGUCGCCAGGUUCAUCCUGCAGAGCGGCUCGCCUUUCAUGCCCUUCAAGGCCAACUCCAAACUGAAGGACGUGUUCGGCACGCUCAAGUGCGACAGUCACAGUCUGGAAAAUAGCUGGCAAUGUCUGCGGAGUUUGCCCACGCAGGCAUUCACCUCAGCUCCUGCCUACGAGAAUCUGGUGAUGGGGCCCUCGUUUGCGUCCGAGUACCUGCCCUUCAAGCCCGACAUCCUCAGCCAGAAGACAACCAUCGAGGACAAGAAGGUCUUGCUGGGAAACGUCCUGGACGAAGGCGGCUUCCAGAUGGAACUCUACAGGCGGAAAUUGGGCGAGAAGGGGAAGGCCACAGCGUUCACGAAGGACGAACUGGAGCGUUUCGGCGUCGCCGGUUUCGACACACUACGCCGGCUGUACAUCAACGACUCCGGCUGGGAGAGCGGCCCGGGCGAUGCUGCUGCGAGGGUGCUGGAAAUAUUGGGCGACGUGCUGUACACCUGUCCAAUGAUGUACUUCGCCGACUACCUGUCUGACCAGAGGAACCAGGUGUACGCCUACGUGUUCAUCCACAAGCCGUCGUUCAGGCCUUUUAAGGACACACGCUUCGGGCCGAUGCUGUACGACGAUCUCAACUAUCUGUUCGGUGGACCCUUAGCGGACCCAAUGAGGGCAUCACCCAUAGACCAAGAAAUCAGCCACCAGGUCAUCGACCUCGUCAGCACAUUCGCCAAGAGCGGGUAA